AUGGUGCGGGUGGGCGUUGCCUGGGAGGCGGGAGCUCGUCCGCGUGCUCCCCACUCGACCCGCGGCCGUCGCGCGGGAGCGGCCGCGGCACAGAUGCUGACGGCGAGCUCGCAGUCGGGAAGCGGGAUCGCGCGGCCCGCGCUCCCGCAGCGGUCGCCCUUCGCGAUCCAGGAGUUGUUAGGGCUGAAUGAACCGUCUUCGAGGCCCCCACGGCCCUCUCCGGCGUCAUCCCUGGGGCCCCUGUAUGGCGCCGGGCCUCCACCAGCUCCCCCUUAUCCGGGGUCUGCAGCGCAGUGUUUUGCCGAGCGUAUGUACCUCGGACAUCCGUUUGUUCCCACUGUGGGUCCGAUGGGUUCCUGUAUGCCUUUCCUGGGAUUCGACCCCCAAGGACAUUCCAGACAAGACGUCACGGGUCUCCCCGGAGACUUCAGUUCCAUGGGUGGCAGCAUCGGUGACGAUGUGGGCGGAAGCGCAAGCUCCUUAGCUAAGAAGAAGAAGAAGAAGCGGCGGCACCGGACGAUCUUCACGAGCUACCAGCUGGAGGAACUGGAGAAGGCAUUCAAGGAUGCCCACUACCCGGAUGUGUAUGCACGGGAAAUGCUUUCGCUCAAGACUGACCUUCCUGAGGACCGCAUUCAGGUUUGGUUUCAGAAUCGUCGCGCAAAGUGGCGGAAGACGGAGAAGUGCUGGGGCAAGUCAACCAUCAUGGCCGAGUACGGUCUCUACGGGGCGAUGGUGCGACACUCUCUGCCUUUGCCCGAAACCAUCCUCAAGGGAACCAGAGAAGGAGACGUGUCCUCCUGCGCACCCUGGCUUCUCGAUGGUUCCUUCCGAGAUGCACCUUCUCCGCUGCACGGCCAUUUUCAAGGCAUGCAUCGCAAAUCCCUGGAAGCCGCUGAGAAGCUCAAAGAGCAAGAGUCGUCGUCAGACCAGGACGCCACGACGCAGUCCUCUGCCUCCCCGCCUCCUCCUCACUCCAUGCAACCUUGUUCCUCCUCCGCGGGCGAGGACCUGCGGACACACAGCAUCGCUGCGCUCAGGGCCCGGGCCCAAGAGCACAGUGCCAAGGUGCAGCAGAAUCCGCAGGACGCACCGAAGCCCCUCCAGCACUCUAUAGACGCGUUGUUUUCCUGAGUUCGCGCGUUUUUUCUUUCGUGACAGGACGAGACGGCCCAUUCGUGUGGUUCACAUUGUCGGAACUGUAAAAGGGACUGUAAAUACGUGGCAGUGGAACUUCAGAUGUAACGGGACUCCGGUGAUCGCGUGGUAAAUCGACGCGAAUUCGGAGACGAGUAUACCGGCGGCUUCGUGGUGUCGAAAUGGCGUAGCCUGCGUUAUGUUGUGUCAGUACACAAAUGUGCCAAAAGGGAGCAGUGCAAGUCCGGAAGGAAGACGAAAUGGUUGGUGUUCCCGUGUAACAGCCACAUUCAGUGUUGCCAAUGAAGUUCUCAGGAACUGUGC
Ornithodoros turicata is the source of this 1461-nucleotide messenger RNA. RefSeq names its product visual system homeobox 2-like. Gene Ontology annotation, biological process: regulation of transcription by RNA polymerase II. Lineage: Eukaryota; Metazoa; Arthropoda; Arachnida; Ixodida; Argasidae. Gene Ontology annotation, cellular component: nucleus. The record is from RefSeq and is a predicted model, not a curated record. Bases 1 to 1134 code for a protein of 377 amino acids. Gene Ontology annotation, molecular function: DNA-binding transcription factor activity, RNA polymerase II-specific; sequence-specific double-stranded DNA binding. The transcript is spliced from 6 exons.